Anolis sagrei ordinatus is the source of this 3646-nucleotide messenger RNA. RefSeq names its product ring finger protein 144B (gene RNF144B). Gene Ontology annotation, cellular component: cytoplasm; ubiquitin ligase complex; mitochondrial membrane. Gene Ontology annotation, molecular function: ubiquitin conjugating enzyme binding; zinc ion binding; ubiquitin protein ligase activity. Lineage: Eukaryota; Metazoa; Chordata; Lepidosauria; Squamata; Anolidae. Gene Ontology annotation, biological process: ubiquitin-dependent protein catabolic process; protein polyubiquitination; positive regulation of proteasomal ubiquitin-dependent protein catabolic process. The record is from RefSeq and is a predicted model, not a curated record.
CAAAGCCAGUUGUGGUAUGGAUCAGCGAGGCUUGGGGAGGGUUAAAAAUAAUCACCUGCAGUUGAAAUGAGACGUGGGAAGUAGGAAGUGCUGCAGCUUAAGCUUCCUGUAUAAAUAAGUGUAGCUUUCUCACAGCUCCUGAUAUGUGUGGCGACAUACGUUUGAAGAGAUAAUGGCAACAUGCUCUUAAUAGUAGGGAGGAGAUUAUUCCUCAGAGCACUGAGAGGGUUGGACAAUGAGUCCUCUUUCAGACCUGUAAUGUGUCAAGCUUUCAAGCUGUGGAGGAAGGAAGAAGGAAGGAAGGAAAGAAGAAAAGAAGGAGAGAAAUAUGUUUUUUCAGACUCCGAGCUGGUGCUGGCUGUGACAUGUCUUGGAAGCACUGAAGUGUGAGUGAAGCUAUUGAAAAGUCAAACGUCUGGGAGUGAAUUCUGCUUUCCGUCCGCAAGACUUGGUAAAGGUGAUGGCCUCUCCUGGAAAGAUUUGCCACUGCACCAUGAUGACUGGAAUAUCAGAGGUUGGGGAAUUAUCCUUGGAGCCUUUGGUUACUUGCAAAUUGUGCUUAUCUGAAUAUUCGCUGGAUAAAAUGACUUCUCUGCAAGACUGCAGCUGCAUCUUUUGUACAUCGUGCCUAAAACAAUAUAUGCAGUUAGCCAUUCGGGAAGGUUGUGGUUCUCCUAUCACUUGUCCAGACAUGGUGUGCUUAAGCCGGGGGACUCUGCAAGAAACUGAGAUUUCCAGAUUAGUUCCUGCUGAUCAAUUUCAGUUAUACCAGCGACUGAAAUUUGAAAGAGAAGUGCAUCUGGAUCCACUAAGAACCUGGUGCCCCUCUGCUGAUUGUCAGACUGUGUGCCAAAUUGAACCCAAUGCAUCUGAAUUACCAGUGCCUGUAAAGUGCCAGUCUUGCUACUUGACAUUCUGCUCAUCAUGCAAAGAACCCUGGCAUCUAGAGAGAUCGUGCCUGGAAAGCCAUCUUCUUGUAGUACCAAAUGAGCAAGGAGCACUUAUUCAGACUGACACGGAAGCUCCAAUUAAGCAGUGCCCAAUUUGUCGCAUCCAUAUAGAACGGAAUGAAGGCUGUGCUCAAAUGAUGUGCAAGAACUGCAAGCACACAUUUUGCUGGUACUGUCUGCAAAAUCUGGAUAAUGAUAUCUUCCUAAGGCAUUACGACAAAGGUCCCUGCCGAAACAAACUGGGCCAUUCCCGUGCCUCUGUUAUGUGGAACAGAACACAGGUUGUUGGGAUUCUUGUAGGCCUGGGCAUCAUUGCUCUGGUGACCUCACCCCUACUGCUCCUAGCCUCACCAUGCAUUAUCUGCUGUGUUUGCAAAUCCUGCCGAAGCAAGAAAAAGAAACAUGUCCCAUCAACAACUUAAAGUUUUCCACCUGUUAUGUAUGAACAUCUACUUAAUCUGCAUCAGGGAGAGGACAUGAGGGCGCACCUCGGAUGCCAGUGCUUUAACAACCAAUUCUUCUCUUUGCCAACUUCUGCAAAAAGUGCCUACUGUAUCACAGGACACCGCGUUGUUUGCAAGUUGUACUUCACCAGUGGGCGGAAUGUCUGCUCUUGGUUGUGUUCUGUUUUUUUUAAAAAGAGAUGGAUAUUUUGAGGAUCCUUCAGAAUGGCCUACAGCUGUUUCAAUCUUACAGAUGAAGAUACAAUCCCCCUCACAUUCUGGACGUGUAUCCAUUUUAGAGCACUUUAAUUUUAUAUCUCCCAAAGCAGAACUACCAUUAAAUGAGGAAAUACGAGUAAACAAUCCAGUCCGGUUUUCAGAAAUCUCUGGCUAUUGUAAUUUUUAGCUUUUCAAAGACUAAGGGAAUUUUAUUAUUUCUAAAUGUUACCUUUUAAAAAUGAUGAACCUGAACUUGAAAACUGAGAAGUAAUAGAAAUGAAGUAUUGUAUAUAACACGAUUCUCAUUAAUACGCAUUUACUAAAAGCCUCAACAACAGUGACAUGAAGAUAUUGCUGCAGAAACCAAACUCAUCAGGCCAAGCAGGUUUCUCCAUAUGCCAAACAUCUUUACAUUCAAACUCAGGUUAGGUUGUGGAUGUAAAUUGUUUCAAGUGCAUUGUAAACAAUGAAUGUUGAGGUGUGGGGUGAGAUGUGGCAAGUUAUGGUGCAGACCUCUCCUUGAAAUGAUGUUGAGUUCCCUACUUAAUAUAAUUGCAAGUGUUGCUGAUCUUAGCUCUGGACAUGAAGAAUCUUUUCCUGGGUUGUGAUACCAUCCACCUCUACUGUACAUACUCUCUCUCCAGCAUUGCAUUUCUGCUACCGUGUUCCAUGUCUCAUACUGCAAGGGUGCCAGAGAAUCCUGCUUAUGGCAGUGGGCUCUGCAUUUACUAAAAAGGUAAAAAUGAGAUGCUUAAAUGCACAGUAAGACCUGUGUAACCAUGGAACCCCAGUCUGUACUUACCCAUGCCUGGGAAAAAUGGUCUCUAGAAAUUUGCUAGGUCCUUCAGAACAUUCUAUGGCAGUGGUUCUCAACCUGUGGGUCUCCAAAUGUUUUGUCCUUCAACUCCCUGAAAACCUAACAUCUGGUAGACUGGCUGGGAUUUCUGGGAGUUGUAGGCCAAAACAUCUGGGGGCCCAUAGGUUGAGAACCACUGCUCUGUGGUAUGCUUUCCUGAAAUUUACCAUAUAGUUGUUCCAGAAGACCUAGAGGUUCCUAGUGAGGUGUCCUUUUAGGAAUUUACUAAGUCCUACCAUGUAAUUUUAUGAUAUGUUAUAAUUGAAACUGAGCUAUUUUAACGGCAUUUGAUUGUAUUGGCAGUUUCAUGUAACCAUGGUUCAGCUAGGUGAUCUGCCAUGGGUUAUGGAUUCAUAUUUUGGGUCCUAAUUUUUUUCAGAUGGUUCUCACUUUGAAAUGAAUUUGUAAGUCUUCAUAUGAAAACGGUCCAUGCAUUGGUAAUGAACAUUUUGGAUGCUUAGUUAAGAUUUACCAUUGAGAUUAUGAGACCAGUAAAACACUCAUUCUACAAUUUCCUUUUCAUCUAGCAUUAUACACUGCUGGCCUUUCACUUAGGAUCAUUUGAUAGAUUUGCUGUUUUGUUGUAAACCCAAUUGAUUGUUCUUGUUUGGAGAAGAGAUAUACUUGAUUUCAUGAUUUUCCAUGAGGAUCUUAAUUUAGAAUAAGACAAUUAAGCAUCAGUGGGAAAGGACAGGAAAUAAUGCACUAAACAGUUGUAUGAUUCAAAUGUGUGUUUUGGGUUUUUCUAAUGGAAGAACUAGAAGAAAUUGGACGCAUCUGUAGCAUCCCUCGCAAGACUUCAAAAUGUAGGACUGAAAAGGAUUCAGUAUUGUAUACAAAAGUAAACAUUGUCUACUACUACCUGUUCAUUAUUUGACUUUAACUGGUUUUCAUUUAAUAUGAUGGAGGGCCAAGCUUGUGAUCUUUGUAAGAUUAAUCAGAAACCAUUUUCUUUGUAUUCCAAAGGAAGCAGAUGUGUAUGAAGAAACUGCAAGUGCUCUUUAUAAGUUUUAUUUAAUGAUUCAGCAGUUGGAGGUUUUAAAAACUGAGAUGUACUUUACUCUGUAUCUUGUUACAAUAUAUAUAUUUUCAACCUCUGUGGUUUCCUUCUCUUUCUCCACCCCCGCUCCAAUGUCGUAAUAUGCAACAUGGGCAAAAUUAAAAAUUUAGCAAAAGCA